CCUCAGCAAUAAAUAUCUUAUGUAAGUUUUGAUAGUGAAUAAAUAUAAACAGAGUUGAAAAUAUUUUUUACAUGCCAGGCUCCUCGGCACUCGCAACUAAAACGAUUAAAUCGCGUGUGACACCAGAUUUGAACAAAAUGCAGUUUCAGCUGCGUACAACUUGCCAUAAAUACAGUUACCCGCUGCUGGAUGCUAAUCAAAUAUGGCGUGGUCCUGAAUUCGAUCCGUCGAAGAAGGUGGUCAUAUUGGUUACCGGCUGGACCACAACUGUUAAUAACUCGGAUGCCAUCGAUGCGUUGGCCAAGGCGUAUAACUGUCGCGGUGAUGUGAAUUUUGUGGCCGUUGACAUAGCGAACUUCGUGGAUACUAUUUACACUUGGUCCGCACUAAACACAGAAGAAAUUGGCAAGAAUCUUGGUGAAGGCAUUGAUUUACUAUCUCAGAUAGUGCCGUUGGAGAAUAUACAUCUAAUCGGGCAUGGUCUGGGUGCACACAUCGUCGGCGCUGCCGGUCGUUACUUUAAUUAUAAAACCGACAAGCUUGUGUCUCGCAUUACUGGUUUGGAUCCAGCGAAACCCUGUUUCAACGAAGGUCACGUACUUUCCGGUCUACAGCGUGGCGACGCUAAGUUUAUCGAUGUGAUUCAUUCGAACCCCGGUGUGCUGGGCAAACGUGAUCCAAUGGGUGAUGCAGAUUUUUUUCCGGGAGGUUUGCAUCCACUACCAAAGGGUUGCAAUGACAUAUUUUGUGCGCAUAAUCGUGCAUGGGAAUAUUAUGCGGAAUCGGCUUAUCCAGGCAAUGAAUUGAUUUUCAUGGCGAAACGUUGCACUACACAGACGAACUUGGCCGGUAAUAAAUGUCCGAGGGCGGAGUAUCCAAUGGGUUAUGCGGUGCCGUACGAACUCAAAGGGAAUUACUUUUUGGAUGUGAAUACAGCAGCGCCAUACGGUAUGGGUGUUAAUAGGGAGAAAAUGCGGUCACAGGCAUCUUGUGGUUUAUGUCCGGACAAAAGGAAUAACGACGUUGAAACAUCAACUUAUAAUGUAUGGACAAACUGGUUCGGUUAAUUUUUUUUAUUAAAUAUUUGGAUUUCUUAGAAGCAAAACUGUUUAGAUUUUCAUAUAUGAUAAUAAAAUUAUGAAUUUUUGUAUACAGAAAAUACUUUUAGUUGUAUUUACUUCUAUAUUCAUGUAAAUCGUGGAGCUCAGGUUCUAAGCCUGAGCAACACAAGCAUGUGAA
This is a messenger RNA of Zeugodacus cucurbitae (melon fly), 1239 nucleotides long. RefSeq names its product vitellogenin-3-like. The transcript is spliced from 2 exons. Lineage: Eukaryota; Metazoa; Arthropoda; Insecta; Diptera; Tephritidae. The record is from RefSeq and is a predicted model, not a curated record. Gene Ontology annotation, molecular function: lipase activity. Bases 72 to 1067 code for a protein of 331 amino acids.